This is a messenger RNA of Talaromyces proteolyticus, 1720 nucleotides long. RefSeq names its product major facilitator superfamily domain-containing protein. Gene Ontology annotation, cellular component: membrane. Gene Ontology annotation, biological process: transmembrane transport. Gene Ontology annotation, molecular function: transmembrane transporter activity. Bases 84 to 1676 code for a protein of 530 amino acids. The record is from RefSeq and is a predicted model, not a curated record. NCBI's taxonomy places the organism in Eukaryota, Fungi, Ascomycota, Eurotiomycetes, Eurotiales, Trichocomaceae. The transcript has 6 exons.
GCUUCAUGAAAUUUUCUGUAAACAAUGAAAUUUUUAUCGGUCUCUAAAUUUACACAUCAGCAUAUAUUAUAAAUCCAUUUUAAAUGGCGGUCUUUCGAGAGAAUAGCUUCUCUAGCCUGUCAUCAGGAUCCUUAGAGAGGGACAGCCGUGAAGAUGAUGCGACAACGCCCUUACUAGAAUCAACGACUCCAUUGCUGGGCAGCGAUUUAGCUUCCGAAAAUGAUUGCCUUACGGGAUCUUUCUUUUCUACGUCAUCUUUGUUCUUAUCAGAGAAACGCCGGAUCAGCAUCAUGGUUACAUGUGCAAUCGCAACAUUAACACUAGACAUGGGUCUGACGAUCAUCGCCGCACCAAAAGUUCGUCUAUACGAGUCAAUUAUCUGUGCAAAGUAUUAUAGCAGUGCUGGGGGAGUUUCGUUAUUUCAAAGCGGUGGGAUUCCGGAAGAGCAAUGCAAAAUCUCAGAGGUCCAGGCACCGCUUGCGAGAAUCAUUGGUUGGCAGGUGCUUUUUGACAGUCUGCCAGCAAUUCUUUUGGCUAUUCCAUAUGGUGCCCUAUCGGACUCCAGGGGCAGGAAACCGGUGGUCAUGUCUUCCUUCUUAGGGUUGACCCUUUCCACGACCUGGAUAUUCUUUGUUUGCUGGUCUGGCUUACCUCUGCAACUAACUUGGCUUUCGUCUAUAUUUCAAUUCAUCGGGGGCGGUGCUAUUGUGGCCUCUGCUGCCAUGGAGACCAUCGUUACAGACGUAGUCACAAACGAGAAAAGGGCUAUUAUCUUUUUCAUCCUGCAGGCAACCGUGCUUUGUGCUGACAUCCUGGCACCCCCGUUAUCGUCGAUCCUCAUGGAAUAUAGUGUCUGGAUCCCAUGCGUCUUGGGUCUAGGCAUUCAAUUAUUAGGCACGGCCAUUACUAUAAUAAUUCCAGAAACUCUGCAUUUAUCUGUCUUUCACAGAGAUCCUGCUGUCAACAGUGAUGGCAAUACUAGACCGUCAUUAACUCGACAGCUAAAAACAAAUUUGGCAUCAAUAUUUCGAAAUCGAAAGGUAGCGACUCUCGUGAUAAGCCUCAUGAUUCUAACUAUUGGGAAUGAGUCUAUCGACUUCUUGUUGCAAUAUUUGUCAAAACGAUACGGGUGGCCCAUAGCAAAGGCUGCUAUAAUGCUCUCGUUACGAGCGAUCGUUGAGGCCGUUUUACUGCUUACCGUUUUACCUGUUCUUGUCCUCGUUUUAACAAAGACAAAGAUACCGGCUAUGAGCCGAGAUCUCCUCAUUGCCAGGACGAGCUCGGUUAUGAUCGUCGUAGGAUUCAUGAUCCUGGCAUUUUCUGUUCAAGUCCUACCGGCAAUAUUUGGCUUAGUGAUAUACACGUGUGGUGCAGGGUUUCAAGCCGCGAUGAUGAGCCUUCUAGCAUCUCUCUGGAAAUCAGAAAAUCUAGGUAAUGUGGGCAGUAUGUACAGCGUAGUGGCCAUGAUCAUGUCCAGCGGUGGAGCCAUUGCUGGACCUUUCCUCUCGGAAACUUUCACGUGGGGACUUGAGCUUGGAGGAGUGUGGGUUGGACUACCCUUCUUCAUGUCAGCUUGCAUCUGUGCUAUAGUCAGCGUGGUAUUGUGGUCGUUUAGAAUCCCCAAGGAGACUGUCACGACCUCGGUUGAUGAAUGUGACCAUGAUAGAGAGUUGUAGAUCACAAAUGUUAUAGAGAACAAUAAUAUGAUCCAACAUUCGGC